This is a messenger RNA of Microthlaspi erraticum, 720 nucleotides long. The record is from the annotation of a GenBank genome assembly. NCBI's taxonomy places the organism in Eukaryota, Viridiplantae, Streptophyta, Magnoliopsida, Brassicales, Brassicaceae.
AUGGACUCUUUUCUCCACAACAAAGUCUCAGAAGGCGUGGCUUUAGUUGAACGGAUGGUGCUGAAAGGUUGUCAACCAGAUUUGCUUACUUAUGGUGCGUUGCAUCCGGAUGAUGCUCUCAACCUAUUAACUGAAAUGGAGAAGAAAGGUAUUAGACCGACGUUGUUCACCUACAACACCCUGAUAAGCUGCCUUUGUAAUUACGGAAGAUGGGAAGAUGCUGCUGGACUACUGAGUGAUAUGAUUGAGAAGAAAAUCAACCCGGAUGUUGUUACGUUCAAUGCAUUGAUCGAUGCGUUUGUGAAAGAGGGGAAGCUUUUGGAGGCUGAAAAUUAUCGCCUAGAGGAGGCCAAGCAGAUGUUUGAUUUAUGGUUAGCAAGAUUGUCUCCCAAACGUUGUGACAUACAUACUCUGAUAAAUGGAUUUUGCAAGUCUAAGAGGGUAGAGGAUGGCAUGGAACUGUUUCGUGAGAUGUCUCAAAGAGGAUUGGUUGGCAACACAGUCACUUACAACACUCUUAUCCAAGGGUUUUUCCAAGCUGGAGAUUGUGAGAGUGCCCAACAAGUUUUCAAACAGAUGGUUUCUGUGGUGUGCCUCCCAGUAUUAUGGACAUACAACAUUUUGUUAGAUGGGCUCUGUAAAAACGGGAAGCUAGAGAAAGCAUUGGUCAUAUUCCAGGAUAUGCAAAAGAGUGAAAUGGAACUUAUAUUUUCACUAUAA